Messenger RNA from Clarias gariepinus (North African catfish), 2086 nucleotides. It is a transcript of the gene plpp6, whose product is annotated as phospholipid phosphatase 6. The record is from RefSeq and is a predicted model, not a curated record. Gene Ontology annotation, molecular function: sphingosine-1-phosphate phosphatase activity. The transcript has 2 exons. Bases 153 to 1055 code for a protein of 300 amino acids. Lineage: Eukaryota; Metazoa; Chordata; Actinopteri; Siluriformes; Clariidae.
AUCAGAGGAUUUCCAACAUGGCGGUCCUGUACGGUAGGGAUGGAUGCGUGCACAGGUGUUUACUGUAAAACGAUUGACUAACAUUUUAGCGUGUAAAACAGCAAUAAUAAUAAUAAUAAUAAUAGUGCUUAAGAGCGAAAUAUUUGUUAACGAUGCCGUCCCCGAAACCUGUCAGAGCUAGCAACGCGCGCAGUAGCAGUGUUUCCGGUGUCGGCGGAGGCAGUAACAGCAGCAGCGGUCGCUAUGAGUUCAUGUCGCUGACCCGGACUCCUCCACUUUCCCCUUCGCCUCCUUCGCACCUCCUCCAGAGGCAGGGCUCGGACCCUACAACAGCGCGGCUCCGUGCCUCCGAGAGCCCGAGCCGGCGGCGCAGGGGCUCUGGUUCUUCCACCGCAUCCACGUCAUCGACCGGCGGCGGCGCGCAGCAGUUACCGGAAGAGGACUGCAUGCACCUGAACCCGUCCAUCGGCAGUGUGGCGCUGAGCUCUCUGCUCGCAGUGGAUCUGUGGCUUUCCAAGCGGCUCGGUGUGUGCGCAUGCGAGGAGUCGUCCUGGGGAAGCGCGCGGCCCCUCAUGAAGCUGGUGGAGGUCUCCGGGCACGGCAUACCGUGGCUCAUCGGCGCCGCCUACUGUCUAUACAAGAGCGACAGCGCCGCGGGCCAGGAGGUCAUGCUCAACCUGCUCAUGGCUUUGGUGUUGGACCUGGUGCUAGUGGCCAUGGUUAAAGCCCUGGUCCGUCGCCGGCGUCCUUCUCAUAACCGCAUGGACAUGUUUGCCACGUUCUCUGUGGAUCGCUACUCCUUCCCAUCAGGCCAUGCCACUCGGGCUGCUAUGUGUGCCCGCUUCCUGCUGGCACACUUGGUUCUUGCCGCUCCGCUGCGCGUGCUUGUCCUGCUCUGGGCGAUCUUUGUUGGCCUCUCUCGGGUCCUUCUCGGGCGUCACAACGUCACAGAUGUAGCCUUCGGUUUCUUCAUGGGCUACUGCCAGUACAACCUGGUGGAGGCGCUCUGGUUGUCACCGGCUACGCUACAAAGCAUGAUGGGUCUGCUGGAUUGAAGCUAAAAAGAGACAUAAUGAUCUUGAGACGUAAACUAUAGGCACUGUGAUAGGAGUAAUUCCAAAUGAUCACAAAUUUUUUUUUUUUGUUUGGUUGUUUGUCUUUUCACCUUGUGAUUUUGCCACGGUUUUGAAGCACGUCUAAUAACUAUUUGGAGGAUGAAUGUUUAAGGUAUUUAGAGGGGACUGACCACAUGGGUUGGGGUAAUAAUGAAUAGAUUAAGUCAUGGUCAGAAAGGAUGACCUUUGACCUCUCUCCUGACCGAUGCUGCUGUGCCCUUGUGUAAUUCCUGACUUCGCAAUCACUUGUGUAACAACAACUUUUACAUCAAAUAAGCAAAAAAAAUUCUUCAAAACCUUAAAAGGGACGUGAAAUUCACUGUUGUAACCAGUUAGUUGUAACUUUGUAUCACCUGGGAGACUAGAAAUGAAAAACGAAAUCUACUCCUUUCACAUUUGACUUUGUGUGUGUUGGACAUAAAUGUUCUGAUGUACCAAGCUGAUACUCUCUGUGAGCUUUUUCACAAUAUAAAGGGAUUCAUUACAGACAUGAAGCUGAGAAGCAUGCCUCCUCUCAGUAAUCAUCACAUGCAGUUGUAAAACUGUACAUCAGUUGAUCAGAUUAAAACUACAAAUUGGGAAAAUCAUUUAAACUCGUUUAAAAUCAUUUUAACGUUUGUGUACUCUACUAAAUCUGUGUUAUCUUUAAUAUUUAAGCAUGUGAAUUAUUGUGAACCUCACUGUAUUGUCAAAACUCUGUCAUCAUGACUGUGGUCAUUUUAAUGCGACAAAUAAUAGUUUUAAUACAUUAUUUUCUCAAACCACAUGAUGUUCUUAUGUAUUUUAACAUUUUAAAUCACUAAUCAUUUAUGAAGCUAGCGGUUUCUUUGUUUUUGUUCUUUUUAUAGAAACGGAUCGAUUGUAUAUCAUGCUGUUUUUUUACACUAAAAUUAUAUUCACUGUCCACUUUAUUGGGAACAGGACUGAUCAUUCAUGCAACUAUUAAGCAACACAACAUAUAUAUAUAUAUA